Molecule: messenger RNA, 808 nt
Organism: Drosophila innubila
Lineage: Eukaryota; Metazoa; Arthropoda; Insecta; Diptera; Drosophilidae
Gene: Sys1
Product: protein SYS1 homolog
Exons: 3
Coding region: 205-687 (160 amino acids)
Biological process (GO): Golgi to endosome transport; Golgi to plasma membrane protein transport; protein localization to Golgi apparatus
Cellular component (GO): trans-Golgi network; Golgi membrane
Source: RefSeq, a predicted model, not a curated record
UUUUUUUUUGUGAUUUUGUUAGUUUGCCUUCGAGCCGCUCGCCAACUACUCCAACUAACAAUUUAAACGAGCCGAGCAUGCUGUUCGCACAUGCUUGUCGUGUGUGGGCACCUUAAUGCUGAGUCAGUGUUUUGUUAUUGCAUUGUAAGCACAUAUGAGAGACAUAAAUAACAGUUUUGCCAAUUGAAAAGAAGAUUGAUUAAAAUGAAAGGUGGCACAUUUCGAAACACACAAUGGGACCCCACACUGCUGACGUCACAGAUUCUAUCGAUGCAGUGCUGCGUGUACUUUUCACUCGGCCUUCUUGUGUUUGUAGCCAACAAAUUGGCUGGCGACAAUUAUACGCUGGAUCACAUAUUUGAGUAUCAUGAGAUACAUAUAUACGAUCUGGGCGGUCGCUUGGUGAUUUGUGCGUUUGUCGUUAAUGCUUUUGUGGCAUCUUUGGCACUGUGGUGCAUUGUGCGGCGUGCCAAGCUGUGUCUGGAUUUUAGCUGCACGUUCCAUUUGCUGCACUUACUCAUCUGCUGGUGGUACAAUCGUUCGUUUCCUGCAAGUGCCUCCUGGUGGCUACUCAAUGUGAUCACUGGUACCAUUAUGUGCAUUGGCGGCGAGUUCCUGUGCCUGCAAACGGAGAUGAAGGAGAUUCCAGUGGGUUAUGCGGCCCUCAAUCAAAAGUCGGACGUUUGAGACGAACCAAAAAACCAUAUGAUAUGUGAUGCUAGCAAAGCCACCAAUUACUCUUAACAUACUAUAACACAUGUAAUUUAAAUUUAUUUUUAAAAUAUAGAAACAGUUUAAGAAUACAUAA